AUGUGCGUGUGUGCUGACUGCCGGGCUGCCCCGAGCGGGCCGGGAGCCGGUACGCUCCAGGUGGCGGGCGGCGGGAGCGAGGGAGCGGACAUGGACUUCGACUCGUACCAGCACUAUUUCUACGAUUAUGACUGCGGGGAGGAUUUCUACCGCUCCACGGCGCCCAGUGAGGACAUCUGGAAGAAAUUCGAGCUGGUGCCGUCGCCCCCCACGUCGCCGCCUUGGGGCUCGAGUCCCGGCGCCGGGGACCUGGCCCCUGCGAUUGGUCCCCCGGAGCCGUGGCCCGGAGGGGGCGCUGGGGACGAGGCGGAAUCUCGGGGCCACUCGAAAGCUUGGGGAAGGAACUACGCCUCCAUCAUUCGUCGUGACUGCAUGUGGAGCGGCUUCUCCGCCCGGGAACGGCUGGAGAGAGCGGUGAGCGACCGGCUCGCUGCUGGCGCGCCCCGAGGGAACCCGCCCAAGGCGCCCACCGCCCCGGACUGCACUCCUAGCCUUGAAGCCGGCACUCCGGCCACUGCCGCCCCCUGUGCUCUGGGCGAGCCCAAGACCCAGGCCUGCUCGGGGUCUGAGAGCCCUAGUGACUCGGAGGGUGAAGAAAUUGACGUUGUGACAGUAGAGAAGAGACAGUCUCUGGCUAUACGGAAGCCUGUCACCAUUACAGUGCGAGCAGACCCUCUGGACCCCUGCAUGAAACACUUCCACAUCGCCAUCCAUCAGCAGCAGCACAACUAUGCAGCCCGUUUUCCUCCAGAAAGCUGCCCCCAAGAAGGGGCUCCAGAGAGAGAUUCCCAAGAAGAGGCUCUUGGGGAUGGAAAUGCUCCAGAGGAGAAGGAAGGAGAGGAGGAUGAAGAGACUGUGAGCCCCCUGCCUACAGAAAGCGAGGCUCCCCGGUCCUACCACCCCAAACCUGUCAGUUCUGAUACUGAGGACGUGACCAAGAGGAAGAACCACAACUUCCUGGAGCGUAAAAGGCGGAAUGACCUGCGGUCACGGUUUUUGGCCCUGAGGGACCAGGUACCCACCCUGGCCAGCUGCUCUAAGGCCCCCAAAGUAGUGAUCUUAAGCAAGGCCUUGGAAUACUUGCAAGCCCUGGUGGGGGCCGAGAAGAGGAUGGCCACAGAGAAAAGGCAGCUUCGAUGCCGGCAACAGCAAUUGCAGAAAAGAAUCGCGUACCUCAGUGGUUACUAACUGACCAAAAAGCCUGACUGUUCUGUCUUACAAAGACAGUUUGUUUUUAACCCUCUUUCCCCUUUAGUAAUUUGCACAUUUUGGUUAUGGCAGGACUGUCUGGACGGUAGAUCCCAGGAUGCACCGCAGCCAGUGCACACGGAAUAGGGCUUGUGAUCUUGGAGACCUUGAAACCCAGCUCUCCCUCUUCCCUAAUUCAUGGGAGUGCUGUGUCUUCUCUGGCUUCCCAGCAGGCAGCUGACUAAGGAGACUUGGGGUCUGCCUAGCUCACUAGCUCUGAAGAAAAGGCUGACAGAUGCUAUGCAACAGGUGGUGGACGUUAUCGAGGGCUCCAGCCUGCAUGAAAUCUCACACUCCGAAUGAGCUUUAGGCUAGGAAAGGAUGCUCCCACUGGUGUCUCUGGGGUGAUGCAAGGACAGCUGGGCCUGGAUGCUCUCCCUGAGGCUCCUUUUUCCAGGAGACACAUGAGCUGUCUUGGGUGAAGACAAGCUCACAGACUUGAUAAUAUGGACCAUUACCUCACUGUCAGACACUUUAUAGUAGCUGAGGAGUUGGAAACUUAUAAUAUAAUGUUAACAUUGUUAGAUGACACCUCUCCUUCCGCUCUAAAUGCUGCGACCCUGAGAACGUUUAAAGAGCUUGGCCUCUAGGUUCUUUGUCUCAGAGUCCUCUAGGCCCUCUCCUCUGAGGGAGGGACCUUUCUGUCCUCACAAGAGAUUUUUUUGUUUCAUUCUGCCUUUGUUAUGCAACAAUACCCUUUCCCAUAAGUCAGAUGUUUCCCCAAGACACAGGGAAGUGGGUCUUAGCCUGGGGUCUGGGGAAGGCUUAGCGUCUUGGCCAGUGAACUUGUUCCCUACCCAGGUGAUUUCCAAGGAGCACGUGAGGCCCAUCUUAGAAUCAUUUCUCAAGGCACCUCAGAAGGAAGAACUGUACCACUUCCUCUUUCCCACCUGCCUCUCGGUACUUGACUGAUGAGUUUCACGUUCUACUGGAACCAUGCAAAUCUGUCCUUAUGCAGCUCCAAGGAGCUUGUUGGCUCUACAGCCACUUUUGGGCCCCUGCCAGCCUGCCAUGAGUCAGAUCCCUUUCCCAGAAUCUGGGCCUUACUGAAGUUCUGGGGAGAGCAGUUGGGACUCAUCCAGCACUCCAGAAGAUGAAUUUAUACUUCCUGGUGGGUUUUAAAGGAGCUUCCAGGAGCUCUGCUUAGCCAACCAUGAUGGACUUUGCCCCAGCGGGACUAUGCAGCUCCAAGUAGAAUCCAGGUGCAGCCUCCAAUCUGAGAAAGUCACCCAAACCAGCAUGUGUCAUAUAGGCAACCUCAGGAACCCCUAAGCCUGUCCUGAAAUAAGGACCAGCCUCUUGAGAACUCAGCCCAGGAUAGCAGGUGCCUACUGGCUCUGGGUUUGACAAUGGGGGAGAUGGAUGGUAAGCAUUAUAUUUGGCUUUCUAGAAAACCAGUUGCCAGUCCCAAACCUAUCGUCCAUUAUGAUUUCAUUCUGAGGUUGCUUCUUGGCCUCAGAGAACCCCAGUGGAAGUUUGGAAAUAGCCUAUCUUUUGGAGCAUGGUUUUCAGAAGCCACCUGACUUCUGGAAUUGUCUUUGGAGGACAGGUAGGAUGUAGAUUACUGAUAUCUCACCAGAAUAGCUUGUGUUUUAUAAGCUGCUCUUGGGUAUUAUGCUCUUGGGGGAGUUUUUUUUUUUUUUCUUUUUAUACUGUAUUUUUGUAUGCCUUUUGCAAAGUGGUGUUAACUGUUUUUGUACAAGGAAAAAAAUAAAAACUCUUGGGCAAGUU
This is a messenger RNA of Otolemur garnettii (small-eared galago), 2979 nucleotides long. RefSeq names its product MYCL proto-oncogene, bHLH transcription factor (gene MYCL). Lineage: Eukaryota; Metazoa; Chordata; Mammalia; Primates; Galagidae. The record is from RefSeq and is a predicted model, not a curated record. Gene Ontology annotation, molecular function: protein dimerization activity; DNA-binding transcription factor activity, RNA polymerase II-specific; RNA polymerase II cis-regulatory region sequence-specific DNA binding. Gene Ontology annotation, biological process: regulation of transcription by RNA polymerase II. The coding region runs from base 1 to 1188 and encodes 395 amino acids. The transcript has 3 exons.